UCGCCACAGAACUCUUCAAUCUUGCAUGGCUCCCCGUUUUCCUCUCCUCAAAUUCAGACUUAGAUGUGGGAAGUUCAGAAACUGCUGCCCAUUUCAUCUCAAUCUCAAUCUCAAUCCUUAAUGGGGAAAAUCCAAGAUGAAUCAUCUCUACCUCCACCUCGAAUCAACCAAGUUCUUGCACCAUCUUCCACCAAUCCAAUCUCUACUCUACGAUCACCAUAAGCCAUGGUGGCAGCAAAUUCUCGACCCCAACGGGGAGUUUGUCAACAAAUGGAACCGCAUUUUCUUGGCCACGGCUCUCACUGCUCUGUUCAUAGAUCCUCUGUUCUUCUUCCUCCCAAUGCUGCGGACAGACUGCAUGAGAAUAGAUGUAAGCACAGCCGUCACCCUCAUCUCCCUCAGAACCGUUGUGGAUCUGUUUUCUGUGCUCCAAAUUUCCAUGAAGUUCAGAACUGCCUAUGUUGCUCCGAGCUCCAGGAUCUUUGGGAAAGGAGACUUGAUUAUGGAUCCCAGGAAGAUUGCGUUUCGAUACUUGAAAACUGAUUUUGUCAUUGAUCUUACUGCUGCUCUUCCCAUUCCUCAAUUUCUUGUCUGGUUUGUGAUGCCAUUGAAUCAACAACCUGCAGCUGCCCGUGCUAAUCAUGCCAUUUCUCUGGUGAUAAUGCUUCAGUACAUACCGAGGUUGUUUGUCAUUUUCCCUCUGAAUUGGAAAAUUAUAAAAAACACUGGGGUAGUGGCAAAGACUGCUUGGUCAGGAGCGGCAUACAAUCUCAUUCUCUUUAUGCUAGCUAGUCAUGUUUUAGGAGCCUCAUGGUACCUAAUGUCCUUUGAGCGACAUCUUACAUGCUGGAGGAUGAUAUGUGAAAAAGAGAAGACACGUCAUCAUUGUGACACUCUCUUCCUAGAUUGUCUUAAAUCCGGAGAUGAAAAGGAUGCUUGGAAGAAAAGCACUAAGGCAUUCACGACUUGUACACCAGACAAGUUUGAGUUUGGGCUAUUUGCUGAAGCCUACGAAGAUCAAAUAACUUCCGCGAACAUUGCUGAUAGAUAUUUUUACUGUCUUUGGUGGGGCUUGCGGAACCUCAGUUCUUAUGGGCAGAAUUUAGCAGCAAGUACCCAAGUUGUGGAGACACUUUUCAGCUGUCUUAUUUGUCUUGUGGGACUAAGUUUUUUUGGGUUUCUAAUUGGCAAUAUGCAGACCUAUUUGGAAUCUACCACGGCAAGACUUGAAGAGUGGAGGGUUAAGCGAAGAGAUACUGAGGAAUGGAUGAGACAUCGUCAACUACCUCCAGAUUUGCAGGAUCGUGUUCGUCGUUUUGUCCAGUAUAAAUGGCUUGCUACAAGAGGAGUAGAUGAAGAAGAAAUCCUGCAAGCCUUACCCUUAGACAUACGCCGCGAAAUUCAAAGGCAUCUUUGCCUGAACCUUGUCCGCCGAGUUCCUUUCUUCUCUCAAAUGGAUGACCAACUCCUAGAUGCAAUAUGUGAACGUCUUGUUUCAUCAUUGAAUACCAAAGACACGUACAUUGUCCGAGAAGGUGAUCCAGUUGCUGAGAUGCUUUUCAUCAUCAGAGGUGAACUUGAGAGCUCAACUACCAAUGGUGGACGCUCUGGUUUUUUUAACUCCAUUACUCUUAAACCUGGUGACUUCUGUGGUGAAGAACUGCUGACAUGGGCCUUAAUGCCUACAUCGAACCUCAAUCUCCCAUCCUCAACGCGUACUGUCAAAUCACUUACUGAAGUCGAAGCAUUUGCACUUCGUGCUGAGGACCUCAAAUUUGUCGCGAAUCAAUUCAAACGGCUUCACAGCAAGAGGUUACAACAUGCUUUCCGAUAUUACUCACACCAGUGGAGGACAUGGGGAGCUUGCUUCAUACAAGUUGCUUGGAGACGACUCAAAAGAAAGAGGCUUGCAGAAGAGCUGGCAAGACAGGAAUACUCGUGCAAUCUGCAGUUCUUUGAUGAAGACAGCCAGUAUGGUGAUGCAUUUGCAGCUGCAGUUUAUGGAAGUACUACUACUGGCAGUGCUGCAAUGGAUGGCAUUCCCCAACAUUUAGGAGCUACAGUUUUGGCUUCAAGAUUUGCUACCAACACUAAAAGAGGCCCGAAGGUCACAAGGGUUGAAGCUGCUAGCUCAAGUUUACCAAUGCCAAAGCUUUUCAAGCCUGACGAACCUGAUUUUCACGCAGACAAAGAGUACACUAAGGACACCGAAGAAUUUGAUUGAAGUGAUGAGCUAGCCUUGAUUUAUUUAGACAGGCUGCUUGUAAAAUAUUCCCCUACAACUUUCUUUAUAGGUGAUUUUUUUUCCCCUGCAAUUUCAUCAUUGGAGUAGGGAUCAAAUUUAGGCCUUUGAUUUACAUUCAAAUAUUAAGCUGUGAAGACCCAACAUAACGAAGUUAGCAAUUUUGCUUGUGAUUAAAGGCAUUGAAUU
Coffea eugenioides is the source of this 2431-nucleotide messenger RNA. RefSeq names its product probable cyclic nucleotide-gated ion channel 16. The transcript has 6 exons. Gene Ontology annotation, cellular component: membrane. Gene Ontology annotation, biological process: potassium ion transport; transmembrane transport. The record is from RefSeq and is a predicted model, not a curated record. The coding region runs from base 137 to 2224 and encodes 695 amino acids. Lineage: Eukaryota; Viridiplantae; Streptophyta; Magnoliopsida; Gentianales; Rubiaceae. Gene Ontology annotation, molecular function: voltage-gated potassium channel activity.